AUGAUCAGCACGAGGAUUGAGCAUUCACGCAUCAACAUCUCUUCCUCCGAAAGCUCAUUUCGUCACCUGUGUCCAAGUCUGGAGCAAUUCGUGCAAUCACAAGCCGCCGCUCAGGAUUGGCAGGUUGACCACUGCAUGACAAUGGGACAAGAUCAUCACGCUCGUCACUGCAACGGCCAGCUCGUGCAUGUUCAAUCUCUUCAGCGAUACAAGUGGUAG
Molecule: messenger RNA, 219 nt
Organism: Plenodomus lingam JN3
Lineage: Eukaryota; Fungi; Ascomycota; Dothideomycetes; Pleosporales; Leptosphaeriaceae
Source: RefSeq, a predicted model, not a curated record